AUGGACAUCAUUUUGUUUUCAGAACUUCUAAAGAAAUACGAGACUGUCGAAGAGAAGAAGACAACAUGCAUUGACAUCUUCAACUACUCUGAUCCGACCAAAAAUCAGUAUGACCAACAAAAACUGAGCAAAGAUGACUUUCCAAACUACGUGAAGCGAGCGGGUGUUUUUGCGCCGCCAGCUCUCAAAGGUGGCCUAGAGUUUAAAAAUGGCAUACGAUUGGUUGUUCAGGACAAGGCAGAAUGUCCACACACCUUUGGUUCGGGGCAUGUGCCUUUGCAGAAAGAUCACUACGAAUUGAUGGUCCGUGAGAUGCGGCUCCCAUUCCUUUGGAUCGAGACUACAGCAGCAGUGGGCCCGUUUUUCUGGUGGACAUAUAGCCAAAGCCUCGGAAUCAUGCAGCUUAUAUUUCGAAAAUCCGAUGUGAUGCGCAAAGAUAAUGUCAGCAGGGGCUGGGAAAUGGCGCUGUCUUAUUCUUUCGAUUCAAAAAUCACCUCUGGCUUUGCAAAAGGGACAGAAUCGGCGGAAUUGGCUGCUGUCCUUGGCCAGAUGUCUGCAUGUGCAUCUCCUACUGCGCACCCCCUUCUCCUUCCCGUUCUAAUGCUAUGCAAUGAAAUCUCAACUAGCAACGACUUAAGGCAACGCGACUUAAGGCACGAGCUUCGCGAAGUAGAGACUGGGAUAAGCAACCGUUACCCGACAAAGGAGCAACCAGGCCCAGAACAAAAAGCAAACCAAAUAAAUCUAGACACUCUCCACAGCCGGCUAACGGAGUGCCAUUGCAAUAUUUUGUGGAAAAACCCCAAAGCGUGGAAAGGCGUGGCCACUGAAUUAAGGAAGGCAGCGAAGCUGUUUUGGAAUACUAUUCCUGUUGAACAGAAAGACUUGGGGUUUGCGGCCCUCCACAAAGAGCUUCUAAACAGACUAGAUUUCGUGUCAACCAAGCUGGACGGGUUGGAUUGCUACAAGGACGUCUCUAUCCAGAGGCUUGAUCUUCAGCGCGAUGUUAUGAGCAGUAUCAUAAGCCACCGAGAGUCGAGGAUCAAUCUGUUGAUUGCCAUCCAACAGCAGCAGCUAGCUAACUCUAGCACGCGGGACAGCCUUUCCAUGAAGACGCUGUCGUUUCUGGGAAUGUUUUUCCUUCCAAGCACAUUCUUAUCCUCUUUAUUUAGCAUGCCGUUUUUCAGCUUCGCUUCUGAUAUGCAUGGUUCUGUCUCGGGUAGACUUUGGAUUUACUUUGUCGUCGGAAUUCCGCUAACUGCCGUUAUCGUUGGACUUUGGUAUUUCUUUGACAGGCGGUCUCAAGCAAAAUUCCAGCAUGAUUUUGAGAUGAUUGAAACCGAAAUGUACAAGCUAGAGGGACGUGUUGCGGAAGACAUAUUCAAAAAGCGGAAGGUGAGAGUUCUGACACUAGAUUCAAGCUCUUCUACAAUGGAAGCAAAGUCUCCUGUCUAG
Grosmannia clavigera kw1407 is the source of this 1455-nucleotide messenger RNA. RefSeq lists its product as uncharacterized. The record is from RefSeq and is a predicted model, not a curated record. The transcript is spliced from 7 exons. The coding region runs from base 1 to 1455 and encodes 484 amino acids. Lineage: Eukaryota; Fungi; Ascomycota; Sordariomycetes; Ophiostomatales; Ophiostomataceae.